AUGGACUCACGGCCAGUAUUUGCUGUCCAUUUUCCCGUCUCUGCGGACGGCGAGACGGGGUUCGGGAACGAGGAGAUUCCGCUGAUGCUUUCGCCUGGCGCUGAGCGAGCAAUCCUCGAGGACAGGGGGAAGCGGGAGAGAGAGGCAGGCAACUCUUUCAUUCAUAUGGCCUAUUCCGCCAAAGACCCUGGGAGUAUGCCUCGCCGGACAGCAGCCAUGUGCGGUAUGAACGUACGCAGAGCCAGGGACGGCAGUGGAAGUCGGGGACAAGGUUCAAUGCCGAACACCUCCGUAGGGGAACGAACUCCUGCUGCCCCGUUGACGUUGCUGCUCCCGAGAGGCGAUACGAUAGGCGGCCAAAACAACGAAGCAGCAGUGAAGCGAGAAAGCAGCUCGCAACACAUCGCCAUCGCCCGCCCUCCUCGCCCUUUGCUUCCGUCGACGCCAUCACCAUCGAACGGUUCGACGAGGAGGGAUGCCACGGUGGCAGCAAGUACGAUGACGGCGACGGGGAUACGCGCCCGCAGGAACAAGGUCUUCCGUUCCGUCUUCCAGAUUGACGUCUCGCAACCGACGCCUCUGCUGGCACCGGCGAGCCAUGGCGAGCCCUUUGGCGGUCCAACGGGCGGUCCCUCGGUAGCCUCGACGGCACGCCAUGAUGCACAUUCCGCCCCGCCGUCCCUCGACGACCAGGUGCGCUGGGAUCGCGCCUGGCACGCCGUCACCUCCCGCAUCCAGCUCCCGACCUCGGUGACCGUCGAGGACUCGUUCGGCGCCCCGGCGCCCGAAUCGCAGCAUCUCGACGACGGCUUCCGCGACGCCUUGUCCGUCCUCCUGCAUCCCGACGCCACCGUACCCCGAGCGACACGGAGGGAAGACGUCCUGGUCUGGCACACGCAGCAGGUGCGCCAGCACUUUGUCCACCACGUCCUGCCUUUGCUGGCCGCCUGCGCCGCCGAGGGAGAGCCUGCCGAGGUUCUCCUGAGUAGCGUUCGGACGCUCGAGGCCGCCCACCGCCAGUAUCUCUACGGGCUCGAGCUCAUCACGCGAGGCAUCCAGCCCGAGGCCGACCGGGCCGCCGCCGUCGCCACCUUCAGGCGCGACCUCGAUGCCGUGAUCGGAAACUCAUGGGCCGACGGCCUGGCCGACGCCUUGCGGACCGUCAUCCACCGUCUGCUCGGUGUCGUGCUGCACACGCACGGGCGAAAGCCCGCCUCGGCCGGCCCCGGCUCCCUCUCACCGGCAAGGGCGGAUGCCGGCCGCGUUUCCGCAGCUCGCCGAGAGCUCCUGAGCAUGCUCGAGUCUCUGCAGGCCGUUGGCCUGACGGGCGAGAGGUUUCAGGUUCUGCUUGCCGAGGUCAUGGACCGGUGCAUGCGGGAGUUCAUCCGCAACACGUACGCAGGUGUCUGGGCCGCGUCGGAUGCCGCGGCCUCUGGCGACGAAGGAAGUCACGGCACGCCGGCUUGCAUGGACCACCUACGCGACUGGAUCGAGAAGGACUACGGGGGCGUGGCGGCCGAGGCCUUUGCCCGCCUCGGCGGAUCCGUCUCCCGGGACGACGUCGAGCGAUGGAGGGACGUGGCCGUCGGCAGGCUGGCGACGCUGCGGAUCCAGGAACUCCUCGACAUUGUCCUUCACUGGCCCGAGAGCCGGGGCGGCCUCGACGACCUCCGCUCGGCCGUCGGCACGCCGCAGCGCCGCCUUCAGCUGACCGACACCUUCUCGGCGGCGCUCCAGAAGCGGCUGCUGCACCCGGGCCGCUCGACGCUGGAGAUUCUGCAGACGUACAUGUCCAUGAUCCGGACGUUUCACGCCUUGGACGCGUCCAAGGUGCUGCUGGACCGCGUCGUGCACGCGCUCCAGCUGUACCUGUGCCAGAGGGACGAUGCCAUCCGCAUCGUCGUCACCGGCCUCCUCGCCCACCCCGGCGGCGGCGGCGGCGGCGACGGAGGGGGGCGGACGCUGGUCGAGCUGGCGGCGAUACUCAACGACGCGACGCAGCCGCAGCGCAGCCACGGCGACGACGACGAGCUCGAUUGGAACGACAUGACGUGGGAGCCCGACCCCGUGGACGCGGGCGUCAACUACAAGCGGCCCAAGAACGAGGACGUCAUCGGCACCCUCAUCGGCGCGCUCGGUUCGCAGGACAUCUUCAUCAAGGAGUUCCAGCUCAUCAUCGCCGAGCGGCUGCUGUCGAAGCAGGCGAGCUUCCAGCAGGAGAUCAAGGUUCUCGGCCUGCUCAAGAAGCGGUUCGGGGAGCACGCGCUGCAGAACUGCGACGUCAUGAUCAAGGACAUUUACGACUCGAGACGCGUCGACGCCACCCUCCGCAAGAGCCUGCGCGUCGACGACGAAGCGCCGGGCGCGAUGCCGGCCCACCACACCAAGAUCCUGUCCCGACUCUUCUGGCCCAGCCUGCCGCGGGAAGGCUUUCGGGUUCCUCGGCCGGUGGCGGAGAUGCAGAGCCGGUACGAGCACGGAUUCGGCCAGCUCAAGACGUCGCGGAAGCUCAGCUGGCUGGACCUCCUCGGCUCGGCGACGAUCCGGCUCGAGCUCGCGGACCGCUCGGUCGAGCUCGAGUGCAAGACGUACGAGGCAUCCAUCAUCCACGCCUUCCAGGACGACGGCUCGGGCACGGGCACGGGCACGGCGUCGUCGCCGCGGCGGCGCACCUUUGACGAGCUGUGGGAGGAGCUCCGGAUGGACGAGGACCUGCUGGCGCUCGGCCUGACCUUUUGGCAGUCGAAGCGCGUGCUGCAAAGCGUGGGACGGCGGACGUACGCCGUGCUCGAGAGCCUCGAGGCCGACGGCGGGCUCGCCGCGGGCGCCGCGGGCGGCGUGGCCUCGCGCGCCGAGGACGACGAGGCAAGCGCAUCGCCGCGGAAGUCGAAGAACGUGGACGCCCGGGAGAGCGAGCGGCGCACCAUCUACUGGCAGUUCAUCGUCGGCAUGCUGACCAACUCGAGCCCGGCGAUGCCGCUCGGGCAGAUUGCCAUGAUGAUGAAGAUGCUCAUCGCCGACGGCUGCCCCUGGAGCAACGAGGAGCUGCAGGAGUUUCUCGGCGAGAAGGUGGCCGACGGGGAGCUGGAGCUCGCAGGCGGCAAGUACAGGCUGGCGAAGAAAUGA
This is a messenger RNA of Drechmeria coniospora, 3126 nucleotides long. RefSeq names its product anaphase-promoting complex subunit ApcB. Gene Ontology annotation, cellular component: anaphase-promoting complex. Gene Ontology annotation, molecular function: ubiquitin protein ligase binding. The transcript has 2 exons. Bases 1 to 3126 code for a protein of 1041 amino acids. NCBI's taxonomy places the organism in Eukaryota, Fungi, Ascomycota, Sordariomycetes, Hypocreales, Ophiocordycipitaceae. Gene Ontology annotation, biological process: ubiquitin-dependent protein catabolic process. The record is from RefSeq and is a predicted model, not a curated record.